AGGCUCCAGCUCAGAUUAUCAAAAUCCAAGAAUGCUCUGGUGCGACACCAUCUAGGGUUUCAUCCCGUGUGAUUUUCCAAAACCCCUACAUCUCCCAUUUACAUCGCUCUCCCAUACACUCAGCUCCUUGGUCCAUCUUCUUCCCAACCCAACUCCUAGGGCUUUUUUGGAAUCCAAAGGCCAAAUCACACAAACAAAAUCUUCACGGAAAGCUGCUAACUUUGAGUUUCUCGUUGGUAUUUGUAAGUGUACUUUUUUCUCUCCUUCAUUCAACAGAAAUUAUUGUUGAAAAUACUGCAAGAUUGCUACUUUAUAUUUCGUUUAGAUACUUAUACUUACGGGUUAGUUAGAGAGAGAGAGAGAGAGAGAGAGAGAGAGAGAGUUUAUAAUUUAUAUGGGGAAGUCAGGGGGUAGGAAGAAGAAGGGUGGUGCAAACCAAGUCUCAGGGGAUAAUUCUACUCUAAGUGCUAAUGGUGGUGUUGAUUUGGACUCUUCAGUCUUUUUAAAAAGAGCCCAUGAGCUCAAAGAAGAAGGGAACAACCGGUUUCAAAUUAAGGACUAUGCGGGUGCUCUCGAGCAGUAUGAUAAUGCUCUUAGACUUACUCCAAAAACCCACCCAGACCGAGCCGUGUUUCAUAGCAAUAGAGCGGCUUGUUUGAUGCAAAUGAAGCCCAUAGACUACGAAACUGUGAUUGCUGAGUGUACUAUGGCGCUUCAGGUCCAGCCCCGGUUCACCAGGGCUAUCCUUAGGAGGGCUCGGGCGUUUGAGGCAAUUGGGAAGUAUGAAAUGGCGAUGCAGGAUGUGCAGGUGUUGUUGGGGGCUGACCCAAACCAUAGGGAUGCUUUGGAAAUUGCUCGGAGGUUGAGGGUGGCAUUGGGUCCUCGCCAGGAGGCCCAGCAAGACCUCCAGAGCCGUCCGUCCCCUGCUGCCCUGGGGGCUUCCGCAGUCCGUGGUGCCCCGAUUGCAGGAAUAGGACCAUGUCUGCCUGCCCGGACGGUAUCUAAGAAGGCGACUGGUACAGCAGGUGGAUCGGUCAUGUCGCCUAAUAAUAAGCAAGAGAGGCCCCAAGCUGUUCUACCCGCUGAAAAUGGUCCCGAGUAUAAAGCACAAUUUCCAAAACUUGCAUUGAAGCCUUCAAGUGGUUCUUCAAAACCUGCUAAUCCUAGCAAGGAUAACCAGAAGGAACAAUCAUCUUGUUCAUCAGUGUCAUUGCAUGGGCAGGCUCCAGAGGCUGCAAUCCAAUGGAGACCAUUGAAGUUUGUUUAUGAUCAUGACAUAAGACUUGCCCAGAUGCCAGUAAAAUGCAGUUUCAGAGUGUUAAGGGAGAUUGUGAGCAAAAGGUUUCCAUCAUCGAAGUCAGUUUUGAUCAAAUAUAAGGAUAAUGAUGGUGAUUUGGUGACCAUAACCUGUUCAGGGGAACUCAGAUUGGCAGAGUCCUAUGUGGAUAGCCUCAUACCAAACGAUCUGGAAACAGAUAAGACAGACUCAAUUGGGAUGUUGAGAUUGCAUAUUGUGGAGGUGAGUCCUGAGCAGGAGCCACCUUUAUUGGAAGAAGAGGACAAGGAUAUGGAAGUUGAGGGGAACAAGGGAGAUGAAAGUGGCUAUAAUUCGUCACUUGGUGAAUCUGUUUUGGAACCUGCUGAUGUGACAAUUGAUAAGACAGGCAAAGAAGCUCGGAAGGGAAAACAGGGAGCAGAAGAUCCGGAGUGCAAGGAGGUGGAGAUGGAUGAUUGGUUGUUUGAAUUUGCACAGCUUUUCCGCACUCAUGUUGGUAUUGACCCAGAUGCUCAUAUUGACUUGCAUGAGCUUGGGAUGGAGCUUUGUUCUGAGGCACUUGAGGAGACAGUGACAAGUGAAGAAGCCCAAGGUCUUUUUGACAAAGCUGCAGCUAAGUUCCAGGAGGUGGCUGCUUUGGCUUUCUUCAAUUGGGGAAAUGUUCAUAUGUGUGCAGCAAGGAAACGCAUUCCGUUAGAUGAAUCGGCUGGAAAGGAUGUAGUGGCAUCACAUCUUCAAGUUGCUUAUGACUGGGUUAAGGAAAGAUAUUCUCUAGCCAGAGAGAAGUAUGAGGAAGCACUCCUAAUCAAACCAGACUUCUAUGAGGGGUUGCUGGCUCUGGGGCAACAGCAAUUUGAAAUGGCCAAACUUCAUUGGUCUUUUGCACUUGCUAAGAAGAUAGAUCUCCCAAGCUGGGAUUCUGCUGAAACUCUAAAACUUUUUGAGAGUGCGGAAGAAAAGAUGAAGGCUGCAACUGAGAUGUGGGAGAAGCUCGAGGAGCAGAGGGAAAAUGAGCUAAAAGAUCCAAGUGCUAGCAAGAAGGAAGAGUUAUCAAAAAGAAGGAAGAAACAAACAAGUAAUACUGAAGGUGAGCCCUCUAGCCUUGGCAAUCAGGUUGAAAUUUCAGCAGAUGAAGCAGCAGAACAAGCUGCUGUCAUGAGAUCACAGAUACAUCUCUUCUGGGGUAACAUGCUUUUUGAGCGAUCCCAAGUUGAGUGCAAGUUGGGAUUGGAUGGUUGGAAGAAAAACCUGGAUGCUGCUGUUGAGCGCUUUAAACUUGCUGGAGCUUCUGAGGCUGACAUUUCAACGGUUCUGAAGAAUCACUGCUCUAAUGGAGAUGCAGUGGAAGGAGAUGCAAAAAAGGAUCCAAAGUUGGACGCUGAUGUGGCUGGUGAUGCUAAGAAUGGUGCAGUUGAUCAAGUAUCAGGCAAUUGAGGUAGAGUGAUAGUAUCUACCUGUUUGGAGCUACCUUCUAAUUUUGUCUAUCAGUAAUGAGCAUGAACCGGAGAAAGGAAAUCUGUUUUCUCAUCAAAGUGGUGGAAUUCCAGAAUUUUUCAUUUGGUGAUGAAACGUCGGGUGCCAACAGAUAAUAUUUACUAAAAAGAUUUUGUACUUUCAGCUCUACCUGGUAAUUUUAAAGGGGACAUUUUCGAAAUAUUGUUAGAAAACUGACGAGUUUCAAUAAACAAUUGAUUUGCUUAGGGUCUGAUUUUGACCUUUCUGAAGUGCA
This is a messenger RNA of Carya illinoinensis, 3005 nucleotides long. RefSeq names its product protein CLMP1-like. The record is from RefSeq and is a predicted model, not a curated record. Bases 395 to 2710 code for a protein of 771 amino acids. The transcript has a single exon. Gene Ontology annotation, molecular function: protein binding. NCBI's taxonomy places the organism in Eukaryota, Viridiplantae, Streptophyta, Magnoliopsida, Fagales, Juglandaceae.